GUUAAUUAUUUUAUCAAAUUUAUUGUGUAUUCCAUUGAAUAACCUUCAAAUAAAUUUUAGUUUGAACGAAUUUAUAGUUAAUUAAAAAUUGAUGGGUAAAAAAAAUAUUAAAUUAUAAAAUACCAGCAAGCGAUUGGCUAAAGUCAAACUCACGUGCUGUUUCGAGGUAAAGUUUUGUUUAUGAAAUAUUGCGAUGUGGAGUUGGUCUGUUCGUUAUCAUGAAAGGAAAUAAUUACAUGUCAGAACAUUAUUAUUUUUUAAAUUAAUGGCGAUAUUUUCGUAUUGGAUCGUUUUUAUAAGCAGUUACGUCGGUUUUUCUACAGUUGGAGCCAGAGAUUACUCAAAAUCUGUGGCCAAUGUCUUUGAUGAUUCAAAAGUAGAGAUAACAAGUAACAGUCCUGCAGUUUUAGACUCCACCAUUAGCUUUUUUGUGAAAUUGAAGGAUGAAGACCCAAAGAACUAUUAUUUGUACAGAUAUGAUUUUCACGAUGACACUACUCAGGAGACAAGGAAUGAAAUCGCUGUCAGAGACAUCAUCUGUAACUAUAAUGUGUCAUAUUCCAGUCUCUUAAACUCUGCUGGAAAUUUUACGAUGGAAGUCAGAGUAUAUGUUUUUAUGAUCAUUUUGUGGGUAGAAAUAGGUUCCAAAAGUACAACGUUUACUUUGACAACUUAUAUUAAUGGGAACUUAAAUGUUUACAACAAUAACCAAAUAGACAAAAGUGUUUAUUUUCCAACUGGAAGUCCUCUCAACUUGACAUUUACUCUUUAUGAUCCAAACCAGUUUUUUUCACAUGAUUCUAUUUACUACAAUUGGAUGGUAAAUGAUAAACUUAUAGAUGAGCAUAACAAAAGUAUCCUUUAUAACUUUAGUAAAACUGGAGAACAGACGAUCUCUGUCUUUGUAGUGGCUAAAACACCAGUUCUAGAGGAUAAUAUGCUUAGUUUCAGCGGUGAGAAAUGGGGAACAUUUAAUAAAUUGUUGACUUUAAGAGAGCCAAUUCCAAGAAUUAAUUAUACUGGCAGUUUGUGGAUUAAGCAUGGAAAUCUCUUGGAAUUAAAUAUUUUUUGUAAUGGGAGUUCUCCUUUCCGCUAUUGUAACAAUGCCUCUACAUCUCGACCCCCAAGCAACUUCACUUGUGACGCCUCCAUAAUGUACGAUGCCUGCCAGUUUACUGCCUCAUACUACUUUCCCUGCUGCAAUCAGUACUAUUAUUCUAUAUACAUAGCCAACGACGUCAGUCAGAUGCGUAAAACGUUGAUGAUUACAGUUUAUGACAUAUCUCACGACCCUGGGCUUUCAGUCACGAUUCUUCCUAUAAUUUGUGUGGUGCUAGUAGUUAUCAUGUUGGUGGCGGCUAUUGCAUACUACAAGCAGCAACAACGAAAAUAUAGAGUGGAAGUUGCAGAUUUUGACUUCACUCAGGUAGAACAAAUGGUGGAAAGAACGUUUUUCGAACGAAUUUAUGAAGAAUUUAAGAAUGCUCUCAGACCAUCCUCCUCCAGAAAUCGCGAAUACGAUGGUGUGCAAACGAAUUUCAUUUCUUUCUCCGGUAGAAAUAGGACUAGGCGUUACGGUGCCGUAUGCUGAAUUGUAUAAAUUCUAUUAUUUUUUUUUCUUGUGAAAUUUGGGCCGUAUACGCAACAGGAUAAAAAUACAGCGUGUGAUGUCGGCUCCGAGAUCGUUUUAACUCCGAUCGCCGCCACGACCGCUUCCAACCAAUAUAAUUGCGUCUGACAGAAUGUGAUAGAAUUUGUUUUCUAAUAUUAUGAACCUUCUGUCAUUUUGGUUUAUUAUUUAAGGCGAUUGUGUAAAUUAGUUCUUCGCGUUAACGAUCUGCUAUAUUUUCUUAUGUACCAUGGAUUGAUGCAGUCAUUUUGAUUUUCU
Centruroides sculpturatus (bark scorpion) is the source of this 1888-nucleotide messenger RNA. Its product is annotated as transmembrane protein 130-like. The record is from RefSeq and is a predicted model, not a curated record. Bases 266 to 1591 code for a protein of 441 amino acids. Lineage: Eukaryota; Metazoa; Arthropoda; Arachnida; Scorpiones; Buthidae. The transcript is spliced from 6 exons.